Molecule: messenger RNA, 2190 nt
Organism: Owenia fusiformis
Lineage: Eukaryota; Metazoa; Annelida; Polychaeta; Sabellida; Oweniidae
Source: the annotation of a GenBank genome assembly
GGUAGUUCUGCAACUAGUCAUCUUGAAAGGUGUUGGUUCAAAUGCAAUAUUAUUAUGGGGGUAUACAUUUCUAAAAUGUUGUCCUUUGCAAUUUCUUAUUGUAUAAGUCAAGAAAACUUAUUCAAAUCAAUCCAAAAGGGAGACCUUAAAACUGAACUAUUUUGUAAGGGAAAAGAAUAAAUCACUCUGUAUAGAAACGCAAGUUAAACAGUUUACACAAAUGUUCAGGCUCUGAAACAAGUUUAACCUCAACAGAAACCAAUCGAUCAAAAACUGAUUUAAAGUCAUAUUGACACCUGAAAGAGAAUAACUGUUACAGUAUACAGUCUAAAUAUAAAAGAUGCUAUAAGCUAGGAAUUGUUUAUUCAAAAUGUCAUGAGGAAUUAUAAAAUUAAUAAUGUUAAGUGUUUAGUAUAUCACAUAUAACUUUUGUACAAGAUGAAGAAGGAGCAGACAUUGUAGCACUACAUCAUACAGCAUUUUCCAACACCCUACAUCCAUGAAGACAAUAUAGUGCGCAACACUCCUGAAAGAUGGCAGCAUCGGGCACUACUCCAAGUGACCUUGACCUUAUUCCUGGAAUAGAUGACCAAUCAGCUGCAAUUCAAGCCUAUUAUUUAUUCACCAUUGCGUUUAUUGGUGUCAUCACAAAUAUAUACGUGGUUGUCAGUAUUCUGUUACGGAAGAGAUUACGUGUCUCGAAAAGUGCAUUUCUGAUCCAUGGAUGCCUACUGAAUUUAGGAUUAUGUUUGUAUAAUAUCCCAUUUGCAGUCAGUUUGAUCUCAGAACACCGACUGCCGCCACAAGCUUGUGAAACAGUCGGAUCAACUUUUGUAAUAAUCGUUACAACAUCUGUAUUCAACAUGGUCGCUAUCGCCAGCUCUGAAGCUUACGUAUUUGUUGAACGGAAUCUCAACUCGGAGCAAAGUGGCUCCAUCUGUUGUGUGAUUUUUAGCCUCAUGACGGAAUAUAUUGGGAGCUUGAUUCUUCACCUUGGACCUACCAUAAUUGGUGGAACUUUCGACUACAAUUCCAAAAUCGGUAACUGUAUGAUACAUUACGGAAUGGUGAAAAGCUAUAUAUCAUUUGCAAUGUGGGUAUCCAUAGUAACAGUAGCCAUAUUUGGUGUUACAUACUACUUAGCAAUGUUUUAUCGUCACAUAAAAUCAACAGCCAGACACAUGAUUGACAUCGCCAUGGUGACAUCACAAAACAAUAAUCUCCACGGAGAAAUGACAAUACAAGGGGUAAAGGACCUCAUUACAAACUCUCUUAGCCGAUUACGAGUUUUGGUCGGGUCAACGAUUGUCUUUGUAAUAUGCUGGUAUCCACUUUACAUACUUUCAAUGGUAGAUUGGAAUUACACACAAUCAGCCGUGGCUUAUAGAGUCCUUACCCUAGUAGCUUGUACAUAUCCAACAAUAUUCCCGAUAAUCUUAAUUGUUUUUGAUCGAGGGCUCAAUAUUUGUGGACAAUGCAUAGACUGGGAUAGAAUCUUUAACAGGAGGGGGAUAACCCCCAGAGAGCGACUAAUACAGCAAAGCCUGAGAGAGUCUUCCCCCAGGAGUCAACGUGUGGGGUGCAGACUCAGUGCAAAGACCCCCCUACCCCCAGUGUCAUGUUGUAACGGGGGCAAUAUCAAACCACCACUGUGCGCCAAUAGGUUCUCAUACUGUGAGAUGCACAGUAGCGAUGUAUAACGCACCAACUUUUUCAUUUCGGGGGACCUUACUUUUUACAGAUAUAUUUUCAGUACCUGCAUAUUGGAGCAAUCAUAAUUUAGGCAAUUUUCAAACAAAAUAUUUUUUGUAUUUUAUAUGUACUUGUACAUGUGGACUGAAAAAUUAUUUGUCGAAAGUAGAGAAAGCAUACGGUCUCCCAAUAUGUUAAAGUGGUACUAAAAUGCAAAAUACAAAUGUGUGAUGGCACAAAACAGUAAGGUGCAACUAAGUUAAAUAAACUAACGAAUGUAAAAUACUGCACAUACUAAGGCAUGAACAAUUUUAAUGUCAGAACAUCGAGACCAUCGUUAACAAGAAGAUUCCUCGUGAACAAAGACAGUGAUAUGCAAAAUCUUUUCCAUAUUUUAGUUAGUGAAAAUAUAGGAUCAAAUCCUAUGCUAAGGGCUGAUGUGAAAAAGUCACUCCACCCUUGUGGGAAUCGAACCCACAGAGCAUAAUGAUUUGUGAA